Molecule: messenger RNA, 1498 nt
Organism: Triticum aestivum (bread wheat)
Lineage: Eukaryota; Viridiplantae; Streptophyta; Magnoliopsida; Poales; Poaceae
Product: short-chain dehydrogenase/reductase 2b
Exons: 6
Coding region: 260-1198 (312 amino acids)
Cellular component (GO): membrane
Source: RefSeq, a predicted model, not a curated record
CGACCAGCUAGCUCGUCCAUGUUCCUUGCAGCCUCCAACAUUGACCGAGUAUCAGCAUGGCCCAGUGAUAAAAAUAGUGGAGAAAGUAAGCAAGACCGGCCAUCUUUUCCAAGCGCAGAGGCAAAGUUGUGCACGAGGAGGGCGUGCGGCAUCGGCCAACUGCAGCGCAGCGGCGCCGGCGGAUCUUCUCUCCCCGCGCCGUCCCGGAGUGCUCCGUCCGUGCCAGUAAGCAAAACCUACAGGAUUAGAAGAAGCCACAAUGGAAGGAAGCAUCAGCGGUCCGUCAGAGAAAAGGGUUGCCGUGGUGACCGGAGGGAACCGGGGGAUGGGGCUGGAGAUAUGCCGGCAGCUUGCGGGGCACGGGCUCGCCGUCGUCUUGACGGCGAGGGACGACAAGAGGGGCGCUGAGGCAGCCGAAACGCUCCGGGAGGAGGGGCUAUCGGACGUCGCGUUUCAUCAGCUGGAGAUCAGCGAGCCCGCCAGUGCCGCUCGUCUGGCUGCUUUCGUAAAGAAGAAGUUCGGCAAGCUUGACAUACUGGUCAACAAUGCCGGAGUGCUCGGGGUGACCACGGACGUCGGCGACCCGGCGACCCUUCAGGAAACGCUUGCAGGCAAGGAUGGGAUGGAGAGAGCCGAAUGGCUGAGGCAACGGACCACACAGACCACCCAGGAUGCAGAGGACUGCCUGAGGAUCAACUACCACGGCAACAAGACCGUCACGGAAGCCCUCCUCCCGCUCCUCCGAUCAUCCUCCGACGGCAGAAUCGUCAACGUAACCUCAGCCUGGGGGCUGCUCAGGUAUUUCAGCGGCGACGAGCUCCGGCGGGAGCUGGACGACGUCGCAAACCUCACGACGCAGCGGCUCGACGAGAUGUCAGACCUGUUCCUCGAGGACCUGGGCAAGGGCAAUGGCGCGCUGGAGCGCCGCGGGUGGCCGGCCGACCCGGUCUACGCGGCCUACAUGGCCUCCAAGGCGCUGGUGUGCGCCUACACCAGGGUGAUCGCCAGGGAGGAGGGCGCCGCGCUGCGGGUCAACUGCGUGCACCCCGGCUACGUCCUCACCGGGAUGAACGACUACACCGGCGUCCUCACGGCCGCGGAGGGCGCCGCCGCCGCGGUUGCAGUUGCACUGGCGGAGAAGGGGGGCGUCACCGGCGCCUACUUCGACCGCACUGAACUCGGAGCGUCCUUUGUGUGAUUUCUCCGUGGAGCAGUUGUGACAUAAGUAUAUCUAGAAUUAUGUUAUCUUUGCAAUAACACCAUGUCAUGAGUUGGUCCAGAUAUGGAGAAUUAUGUUGUGUUCACUUUUUUCUCUCUCUCUCAGAACUACUCUCCGUUCACUAUUAUAUGAUGUUCUAACUUUUUUUAUAAAUCAGAUGUAUGUAGACACGUUGUAGUGUGUUUGUUCUCUCGUUUCAGUUCGUAUGUAGUCCAUAUUGAAAUAUUCAAAACAUUUUAUAAUAAGUGAAUGGAGAGAGUAGAAUAUUUCCAAUGUCAA